AUGAAGGUCACCGCCGAUAGUGGGGUCUAUGCGGUGAUCGCUCCGAACAUGGGGAAGCAGAUUGUGGCCCUGCAAGCCGCCAUGGAGAGGAUGGGCCGAGACUUUCCAGGAGCCUUUGGAGGCUACAAACUGGAGGUCACUGAGUCUCAUCAGAAGACCAAGGCGGAUACCAGUGGUACGGCGAAAGCCAUGGUGGGGUCCUUUCAGCAGCUAGGGGUGGAGCCCUUUAGCCAUGAUCAGAUCCAAAUGCUUCGGGACGAUGCGUCUCAAGCAGCCUUCGGGGUGCCGCCGGAGUUCUCCACGGGUCAUGCUUGGCACACCUACACCUUGACGAGCCCUGAUGGAUCUGUUCAGUUCCAGUUCAAGCACAACGUUUGCGGCCGACGCACCUACGGUGAGGGUGUGGCUGAUGCGGUGGAGUUCAUCGCACGGAAAGCCCUGGAGAAAUCCGAGAAGAAGGCGAAGUAG
Molecule: messenger RNA, 468 nt
Organism: Durusdinium trenchii
Lineage: Eukaryota; Dinophyceae; Suessiales; Symbiodiniaceae
Source: the annotation of a GenBank genome assembly